This is a messenger RNA of Cordyceps militaris CM01, 372 nucleotides long. RefSeq names its product zinc finger protein, putative. The record is from RefSeq and is a predicted model, not a curated record. Gene Ontology annotation, molecular function: zinc ion binding. The transcript is spliced from 3 exons. NCBI's taxonomy places the organism in Eukaryota, Fungi, Ascomycota, Sordariomycetes, Hypocreales, Cordycipitaceae. Gene Ontology annotation, biological process: protein import into mitochondrial intermembrane space. Gene Ontology annotation, cellular component: mitochondrial intermembrane space. Bases 1 to 372 code for a protein of 123 amino acids.
AUGUGCAAGCAUAUCCUCAACGCGCAGGUUGCGAUCCGAUCAGCAUGCUGCCGCAAAUGGUUCGAUUGUGCGGAGUGCCAUGCUGAACAAGAGCAACAUCCACUUCUACAAUCACACGAUAUGACAUUUGCCUGCAAAAAGUGCAAAAAAUGUUUCCGGAAAGAUACUUUAGAGUUCGACGAGAGCGACGAAUACUGCCCCCACUGCGAUAAUCACUUUGUCAUCGAGGCCAAGAUUGCCAAACCGGCGCUCACCAUCGAAGGUGACGAUACACGCAUGAAUAACAAACUCCUCAAAGACGACAGAGCGCGAGGGAAACCGCUUCUCCGAUCGAUGUUCGACCCAGACGAAGAUACCAAUAAGCUGGGUUAA